Papilio polytes (common Mormon) is the source of this 1176-nucleotide messenger RNA. Its product is annotated as lipase 3-like. The record is from RefSeq and is a predicted model, not a curated record. The transcript has a single exon. Gene Ontology annotation, molecular function: hydrolase activity, acting on ester bonds. The coding region runs from base 76 to 1176 and encodes 366 amino acids. Lineage: Eukaryota; Metazoa; Arthropoda; Insecta; Lepidoptera; Papilionidae. Gene Ontology annotation, biological process: lipid metabolic process.
AUACAGACAGAUAUAGGAAAGCAGUUAAAAUUUACUUUGGGAUAUCCACAUGACUCGUUCUCAAACUUUACUGAAAUGGCAACGAGGCACGGUUACGUCUCCGAGCAGCAUACAGUCGUCACAGAAGAUGGCUACAUCUUAACAAUGUUUCGAAUGACCAAGGGAAGGAACUGCAGACGACCGAUUAAAAGACCACCAGUUCUCCUGAUGCACGGUCUACUAAUGAGCUCAGAUUGCUUCAUGGAUUCAGGUCCCAACGCCGGUCUAGCGUACCUUAUUUCAGACCUAUGCUACGAUCUUUGGCUUCCCAAUAUAAGAGGCACCUACUACUCGAGAAGUCACAUCAAACUCAAUCCGGAUGUAGAUAAAGAUUACUGGGAUUUCACUAAUUUAGAAUUUGGAUAUUACGACAUCCCCGCCUCCAUUGAUUAUAUUUUGCGUCAUACAAAGUCUGAAAAACUCAACUACAUUGGCUUCUCGCAGGGGGGCAGCACUUUCAUUAUAAUGAAUUCCAAAAGACCAGAGUACAUGAAUAAGACAGGCGUGGCCAUAUUGCUGGAGCCAGGUUCGAGACAAACCUACACCAGAUCAAAGUUGUUCAGGCUGCUCUGUGAAACUUACUUACUGAAUUAUCCUUUACUUAUGGAUGUCGGACAGUACGAAGCUUUACCUUUGGAUGGAGUUAUUCAGAAAAUAGCUGCGUUCCUCUGCAAGGAUACGAUUAUCGCCAACACAGGUUGCAGGCUGGCGCUCAGCCUCAUAGAUGCUCCUCAUCCUGGCUCCAUAGAGACGGACACUGUUAAAGUACUUUUUAGCCAUUUCCCUGCGGGGACCUCCGUCAAGAACAUGGUUUGGUAUGGCCAAGCUGUAAACGUUGAUACAUUUCAAAACUUCGAUUACGGUACUAUCAAAAACUUGCAAGUGUACGGUAGUGUGCAGCCUCCCGCUUUUAAUGUAAGUUCGGUAGAUGUGCCCAUCGUGAUAAUCCACGGAAGGAAUGACUUCCUGGCGUCUCCAGCCGACGUCGAAUGGGUGGCCAGCAAACUGCCCAAUCUCUUGGAGGAGUUUUACGUGGAGGAACCUAUGUGGAAUCAUUUCGACGUGACUUACAGUCGGCUAACCAGUAAAUACAUAUUACCCAAAAUAAGUGAAUAUUUAAAGAAAUAUAGUAAUUAA